Fomitopsis serialis is the source of this 1686-nucleotide messenger RNA. RefSeq lists its product as uncharacterized. Lineage: Eukaryota; Fungi; Basidiomycota; Agaricomycetes; Polyporales; Fomitopsidaceae. The coding region runs from base 1 to 1686 and encodes 561 amino acids. The transcript is spliced from 6 exons. The record is from RefSeq and is a predicted model, not a curated record.
AUGCCGCAUGAAGAACGGGUUUGGGAUGCUGAACAGGUGCUGCGUAUGCGCCAUGACUUCAACCGCGGACGCGCCGUUGUCGAUUUUCGCAUACCGUCGUGGGUUGUCCGUACACCAGAUCUCCGCAAGGAUACCUGGGUUGACCAGAUCAAGCGCUACAAGGUCGGAUCCAUCCAGUGGCUAAUCGCGCACAACUGCAAUCAGCUACCAGCAUCGCCCGACUCGUGUAAGACCGUUUCGUUGCAGCUUCCGCCAGUUUUGACUUUGACGCUCUCGGCUACUCCCAGGCAGAGCACAAAGGAGAGAUUAUGGACCUCCCUGCGCAACUUGACGAUCGGCACUGGAGGGAAGCAUUCAGACAUACCUAUCAUGCUAUCGCCGAUUCAUGCGCCGAUUUCGGAGGAGCCGCCUAACACUAAAACUGAAGAUGCACGACCCACAUUCAGCCUUAAUCCGGAUUGCAAAUUGCCACUUGAGCUCUGGUGGACAAUCAUUGACGAAUUCCAGCAUGACUGGCUCGCAUUAUUUGCAUGCAGCGUCGUCUGUCGGUCGUGGCGUGCUCGUACCCAGAUUUAUCUACCCCAGGGCUAUCGACGCACCGUGGAGCUCUAUAGCCAGAGAGACGUAGCCAGUCUUUCGAGGUUCGCUCGCGUCCGCAAGCUGCAAGCACGGACGGUCCAGAUUCAUGGAAGUCGCCAUUCCGGCUCGAUAGCGCACCUCGGAACGUUCGCGGCGAUGCUCUCGGGGCAACUGCGUCAUCUCAACGAGCUGCAUGUCAUGUACGGCGCUUGGCAGACGGCCACAGUGGACACAUGUUCUCUUUUCCGAUGUCUCUCCACGUAUUCGACCAUUCGACAUCUACGGCUCUGCGGCGUCACAUUGCCGUCCACAACGUCCCUCCUCCGCUUGUUAUACUCUCUCCCCCGAUUACGCUCCUUCGACUGUGUUGAUGUAUCAACGACAGACAGGAACUCUGGGAACCGAGCGAGCGCACAUUCCGCCCGGCUCUGCAAGAUCGAGGCGUUUGUUCUAGAUUGCUCUGACAUGGACGACAUAUUCGACCUCUUCGCCGCGGCUAGCCUUGCGGAGUAUAGCGGUACCGUUGAACUCGGUAUACACUCCGCUCGCGACGUUGAAGAUGGCGAGCGAACGCAUUUCGCGAGAUUCACUAGGAGCUUGAUCUCUGUCUCUCGGCUCACGAUUGUACUCCGCGAUGCGGAUAUGUCUGACGAAGCACUAGCGACGUGCCUUUCAUUGGCGCAGCAUCACUGCGAACGACUUGAAUAUCUCAUCAUUCAAGCCAUCCCUCGUGCAAGCCCCAUAUUCGAGUUCUCGUUCAUAUCUGCUAUCCUGUCGUUCGUGGCCACCAACAUCACCAAACGAUUUAUCAUACUUGAUAUACAACGCGGGUACUUACACGGAAGCCAACCAAUGGAUUUCAUGGAUACGACAUCAUUCUCAGAAGGAAGACGAGGUGCUGACCAAGUACUCAUGGUCAAGUUCCAAGACCGCAAGGCUACACGUCCCGCGAUACUGCGGAGAGCGUUCGUCACUCUGAGCAUACCGUCGUGGGUGGCUCGCGCCCCGGGUUUCCGGGAGGACGUAUGGAUUCGACAGAUUAGGCAGCACGUAGGCAUUUUGGAGCGGCGAGACGAUCUAGACAUCGGCGAGAUAUACUUCCGGUGA